Molecule: messenger RNA, 1686 nt
Organism: Micromonas commoda
Lineage: Eukaryota; Viridiplantae; Chlorophyta; Mamiellophyceae; Mamiellales; Mamiellaceae
Gene: RCC1
Product: regulator of chromosome condensation RCC1
Exons: 1
Coding region: 1-1686 (561 amino acids)
Cellular component (GO): cytoplasm
Molecular function (GO): guanyl-nucleotide exchange factor activity
Source: RefSeq, a predicted model, not a curated record
AUGUCAUCCGACGCGCGGGACGCGGGUUCCCGCGACGUUCCCGGCAGUGGUUGGGUGGCGGGUACUGGCGGGAUCUUCGCGUUCCCUCGUUCGAGGGGCGCACAAUUUUCGCCCCGGCGUCGCGGUCGAGUUCGCGGCGGCGCGGUGCUCGCGGUGCUUUUGUCGGCGGGCGGGGCGAAUGCGGUGAGCGUAUCCGUUGGAUACACACACGCAUGCGCUGUCCUCAACGACGGUAAGCUCAUGUGUUGGGGUAACAAUGCUAAUGGUGAGCUCGGGAUCGGAACCAAAGGUGGUCACACGAGCAACCCGAUGAACGUGGACCUUGGCUCCGGUCGCACCGCUAAGGCGGUGGCUUGUGGAUAUACGCACACGUGCGCCAUUCUAGACGACGACAACCUCAAAUGCUGGGGCCAAAACAGUCAGGGAUGGCUCGGGUACGGCGACACCACGUGGAGAACCGCUCCCGAGGCAACGGCGGUUGUGAACCUCGGUGCCGGGCGCAAAGCAAAGGCGGUGUCUGCAGGGUACCAACACACGUGCGCUAUCCUCGACGACGACACCCUCAAGUGCUGGGGCUAUGCCAACCUCUACGUCCUCGGCUACGGCUACACCACGGAUAAGUACGCCCCCGAGGCGACUGCGGUGGUAAACCUCGGCUCCGGCCGCAAGGCGAAAACGGUAACUUCCGGCUGGGGUUCAGACAAAAGAUUUGUUUGUGCCACACUGGACGACGAUUCGGUGAAAUGCUGGGGUUCAAACAGCGAAGGUCAGCUCGGGAGAACGCCCUAUGGUAUCCAUGAAUACCAACAAAGUCCAGUUGCGGUGACAUUGGGCGCAGGGGCAGCGAGUUUGUCAGUUGGGAAAAGUUGCUUUACCUGUGCUGCACUGAAUGACGGCACUGUGAAAUGUUGGGGUCGGAAUCAAGAGGGACAAAUCGGGCAGGGCACAGUGUCCACUGCUCCCAUUACCGCACCGAGCGUAGUAAACAUUGGCUCUGGACGAACUGCAAAGAGCGUUGCUGCUGGAAGCGGAAAUGCCUGCGCAAUACUCGACGAUGACUCCAUGAAAUGCUGGGGUGAAAAUGAUUAUGGGGUUCUUGGAACCGGAAACGUUCUCUACUCGUCUAACAAUCUUCCAACAGGGGUUGCCCUACCGUCAGGGCGCACCGCGAAAAGCGUGUCGAUGGGCUCCUUAAAUGUGUGCGCCGUUCUGGACGACGACAGUAUCUGGUGCUGGGGUGGGAACGGCUACGGGCAGCUCGGGAACGGGGUAGACCAGACUUUGCACGACAAAUCCCCGAGCCCGACGCGGGUGUGCAUAACCGCCGACGACUGCGCCGCACCGAGCGGUCCGCCCGGCCCGCCCGGCAACGACGGAAGCCCCGGCGCGGCGGGCGCACCUGGCUCUCCUGGCACGGACGGCGCGGCUGGCGCACCUGGAAGUCCCGGCUCGGACGGCGCGGCUGGAGCCAGCGGUGCUUCUUCGUCGAGUCCAAGCCCGAGCGGCAACAACACGGUGUACGUAUACGUGAACGUGUCGGGCCCGCCCGGUCCGCCUGGUCCUCCUGGCCCGGGAUUGGACGCGUACAUCGACGCCGAGGGCAAUCCCGUGAACGCCGCGGAUCGAAGGGUCGCGUCGCUUCCUAUGCUGGCGCUGUCAACCGUCCUCUACAUGCUCUUCUACUGA